AUGCAAUCUAUACAACCUAUACAACCUAUAAUUAUUCCUAUGUCAUAUCCGUUACUACAAACUGGAAUUAAUCAAGAAACAUUUAAUCAAUUUUAUUCUAAUUCUUUGAUGUCUCAAUCAAAUAAUUUACAAAAUAGAAAGUUAUCUAUUCCAUCAUUAGAUAAUUUUUUUAAACAAGUUGAUAGUGAAUAUGGAAAUACUGGUGAAUAUUUAUCUUUUAAGGAGGCAUUUGAAAAUGAAAAUAUAACAACUGACAUGAUAUCUGAAUUAACUGAUAAUGAAUUUGAAAAAUUAGGAGUCAUAAAAAUAGGAUGGAGAAAAAUAUUAAGAAAGGUUGCAAAAUUAUAUAAUUAA
Racocetra fulgida is the source of this 354-nucleotide messenger RNA. NCBI's taxonomy places the organism in Eukaryota, Fungi, Glomeromycota, Glomeromycetes, Diversisporales, Gigasporaceae. The record is from the annotation of a GenBank genome assembly.